This is a messenger RNA of Hansenula ciferrii, 1545 nucleotides long. RefSeq lists its product as uncharacterized. The coding region runs from base 1 to 1545 and encodes 514 amino acids. The transcript has a single exon. NCBI's taxonomy places the organism in Eukaryota, Fungi, Ascomycota, Saccharomycetes, Phaffomycetales, Wickerhamomycetaceae. The record is from RefSeq and is a predicted model, not a curated record.
AUGAUUUUCUUGAUAUUUUUGAAGUGGUUCACGAGAAAACAAUGUUCAGAUACACAUUUUAUGGAUCGUUUGAAAGUUCACACCCCAUAUAAUCCUGCUAGAAUACUGAAUAACUUUUGCUCUUCUGGUUUUAAUCAUAAAAUUUCACAUAUUAAUUUUCCUGAUGCUGAAUUUUUAUCUUCAUCCGAUUACAGCUUUUUAAAUACGUCAAAAGUUAAAUUUAAUAUUCGGAAAUUAAGAAAACUUGAGUAUCAUAUAUCCAACAAAGGCAGUAAGACUUUUAAUUUUAAUAUUGAGUAUUGUACAGCAUUGGAAAACCUAAUCCUUGUGGGAUUACAUGAAGAAUUUACAUUUCCGAAAUCAUUUGUCUUUCCCAAGAACCUCAAAAUUAUUCCACCUAGCUCAUAUUCUACGGAUUUACAAUCACAAAAGUUAUUCAAUUCUCAAUGGGCUCAAAAAUUUGAAUACUUAUCGCUUGAAGCAUCAAGUUAUAUGUACUCAUCAAGUUAUAUGUACUCAAAUCCCAUUUCAAUGAUUGGUUUGGAUUUCCCAAACUUGAAAGAGUUCAAUGUGAGAAAUCAAAUAGCUUAUUGUAUCAAUUUCCAAAACUUUACAGCAGACUCACUAAAGAAAUUUUCAAUUUUUUCAUUAGACACUGAUGUUAUUAUUGAUGGUUUUAGGGCAAAAAAUAUUGAGAAUUUUACAAUCUCUGCAAAUUCUUGUAUCAUUGACAAUUUUGAAAAAAUUACUAAUCUGGAGGAUUUUAAAAUUAAUGUUAAAAAAAUGCCAAAAUUCACUUAUUAUGAAGAUAAGAAGAAAUUCAAAAACAACUGUUGGUCUUUUCUGAGAAUGGCUAAGAAAGGAUCAGUCACAGGAUACAAACAUAUUCUACGAGGGUUGGAAAUGGUUAAUUUAGAGCAAUUAGAACUGCUAAAAGUUAAGUGUGCCUCUCUAUCCUUAGAACCAGAUACAACUGCUCAAUUUCCAUCGUUGACAAGUCUUCAUAUAGACGGAUAUUGUGAUGGUACACUUGGAGUGAUUUCUGAAAAAACAGCACCUUUUAGAUUCAAUGCUCCCCAUCUCAAGUUCUUAAAGCUUGGAUGUAGAAUCUAUACACCCAACCUUCAUGAAUACAUCAGUCAAAACUUUCCUGAACUUGCUGAAUUAAUUAUUUCUUAUGAUCAAACUGUUGGAUAUAUAAGGCCUAAUCCUUUAACAAUUGCUAAUUCAGUUUUCAAAAAUCUUGAAACCUUAAAGCUUUCAAUUCCCGGACGUUCAAUAAUACUAUCAAGAUGUCGGUUUCCAAGACUGCAAACUUUGGAAUCGAUCAAUAACGGUGCUUUCAUUAAAAAACUAGAGUUCAAACAAGUUAAAGCACCAAAAUUGACAGAAUUAACCAUUAGAAAUUACAACAUUCUAUCAGUCGGACCAUUUACAAAUAGAAUCUACCCAAAAUUGAAAUCAAUCAAAAUAAAGAAUUGUAAAAUACCUACAGGAGUAAAGAUUGUACGUUUCAAAAUUCUGGAAAAUAUUGAUGUGGAUUGA